Messenger RNA from Plasmodium gallinaceum, 2355 nucleotides. Its product is annotated as SAM dependent methyltransferase, putative. Gene Ontology annotation, biological process: RNA processing. Lineage: Eukaryota; Apicomplexa; Aconoidasida; Haemosporida; Plasmodiidae. Bases 1 to 2355 code for a protein of 784 amino acids. The record is from RefSeq and is a predicted model, not a curated record. The transcript has 7 exons.
AUGUAUUUAAAUUAUAAUAAAUUUUCUUUUUAUAAGAAUUUUAAAAUAGUUACUAAGUAUGAUGUUUUUAAAAGAAAAAUUAGUGAUAUAUGUGAAAGUAAAAUAAUUACACUUACAAAAAGUAAAGAAUAUGAUAAAUUAAAAAUUUAUAAAAACAAUAUAUAUAAUAACAUAUAUGAGAAUCAAAUACUUCAAGGAGUAAAAGUCCAUAAAAUUGAUUCGGAAGGUUAUGGAGAAAUAGCUAUUUAUACAACAAGACAAAAUUUUUUAUUUUUUCUAAAAUUUUUUUUAUUAAUUCCUGAUGAAUUGGUGAAUUUAAGAGUCCUAGAUAUAAAUAAAAAAAGGAAAAAAAUAAAUUUUCAAUUACUCUGUAAAACUAAAAAAAGUAAACAUGAAACAAUACCUAUAUGUAAAUAUUUUUCUAAAUGCGGUGGAUGCAUUUAUCAACACAUUAAUUACAACUAUGAAUUAAAAUUAAAGAAAAAUUUAUUGAUUAGUUUAUGUGAAAAAUACAACAUAAAUGUAUUAGUUAGCAGUAAUAAUUAUUUACAUAAUUCUCAUGAAUUUUCUAAAAUAAGUGAAAAAAAUGAAGAUAACAUGAUAGAAAUAUCUCAAAUAAAAAAAGAGUAUGCAAAAAAUGAUUUUGAAGAUGAAAACCUUUUCAUAAAUAAUAAUUCAUUUGAUGAGGAGAAUAAAACAAAAAACAUGAACGAUAUAAGUCACAAUUUUAACAGUAAUAUUGUUAAGGGAAUUAACAAUUAUAAUAGCCAAAAUAAUAAUGACAAUUAUAAAGACUACGAUUAUAAAAAUGAAGAUACAACUCAUAAAAAUUUAAUGAAUAAUUAUGAAAGAGAAAUGAAAUAUUCGAGAUUAUAUGAUUUUAUAUCUUCACAUGAUUAUCAUUAUAGAAAUAAAUCUUCAAUUAGUUUAUCUGUUACAGAUCAUUUAUCUAUAGGUUAUUAUCGUCAUCAUAGUUAUGAAAUUUGCGAUAUAGAUGAAUGUUAUAUUCAUGAUAAAAACAUACAAGAUAUAUAUGUAGAAAUUAAAAAAGAAAUAAUAGAAAACUUUAAAAAAAAUAAUAUAUAUAUUUUUAAUAAAAUAAACAAUAGCGGAUAUCUAAAAAGUGUGGACAUAAAAUUCAAUGUGUAUAAUGAAGAAAAACAAUUUUUAAUAAAUUUCAUUGGAUUCUCAUUGAGUGAUAAUGCGAAAAAGCAUUUAAAAAAUAUUGCUAAUAAUCUAUCUUUAAAGAAUAAAUCAAUUAAAGGAAUUUUAUAUAAUGUAGAAACUAAUAAGUUGAAACAAAUAAAAAAUGAAACUAUUUUAUAUGGAAAAAAUUAUAUUUAUCAUAAAUAUGAAAAAUAUACUUAUAAAUUAGGAGCUUCCACUUUUUUUCAACCUAAUCAAUAUCUUAAUGAAUGUAUUAUUCAAAUAAUUUUAAAAUUAAUUAAAAUAUAUAAUAUCAAUUCAAAGAAUUCAUGUUUAUUUGAUCUCUUCUGUGGAAUAGGUUUUUAUUCUUUACCACUUUCUGAAUAUUUUACUGAAAUUAUUAGUAUAGAUUAUUCAAUUGAUAAUAUAAAAAGUUUAGAAGAAAAUAUUAAGAUAAAUAAAAUAAAGAAUAUAAAAUGCUUCAAUUUGAAUUUAUUUAAUCCAUACGAUUUAAAACAAAUUAAUUUACAUAUAAGAAGAUACGUCAUAAAUAUAAUAAAAAAUAAUGAUUAUUCCUUUUAUGAUAAUUUAAGGAUGAAAAUUAAUUCCACUCUCAUAUCAACUGAUAAUGAAAAUAUAGUUAUCGAAAAUGUUCAGAAACUUCAUUCUCCUUAUAGUAAUUUACCAAAAUUUGUUUAUGAAAAUUUAAAUGAUGAAUAUUCUCAAAGUUCGAAUAAAAAGACUUCAACCAUUUUUAGUGAAAAUGAUUAUAAAAAUUUUGAUAAUAAUAAGUGUGAAAAUUUGGAUUCAAAUAAUUCUAAUGUAUUAAAUUCAUGUAAUAGGAAUAGCAUUCAUGAUACAGAAUAUGAAUUUGUUAUACCAAUCCCUGAUUUGAUAAUAAUUAACCCACCUAGAAAAGGAUGUGAAAAGUUAUUCAGAAGGUGGCUAAGAGGUUUAUGUUGUAGAUUUAUUAUAUACAUAUCAUGUAAUGCAAACAGCCAAUUUAGAGAUAUUAGUCAUUUAAUUAAUCUAGGCUAUUCUAUAAAAGAAAUUAUUCCAUUAGACACUUUUCCAAGAACACAACAUUUUGAAUCAAUAACUUUUUUAGAAUUCGACUUUAAUAAGAAAAUAGAUAAUGAAAAAAAAGCUAUAAUGGAAUACGAAUUAAGUGAAAUCAAAGAAAACAAAAAAAAAUACAAGAAAAAUUAA